AUGGCAGACGCCUCGAAUUCCACUGAAGACAUUCAAGCUGCCCGCGUUAUCUCCAGCCACCUUCCCUCAGGGUAUACCGCUGAUUUCGAUCCUGUCAGCGACCAUGGGAGGACGAGGGACCAGGGAGAGGCUGAACCAGAAUCAUCGCUCAAAUUACAGGGUGGCGAUAUCACCCGGGACUUGUACAAGAUUCACCAGCGAGGCGUGCCUCUUCAGCGAGCUGCCACAAUCUCCCAUCCCAACGACACGCCCCCUCCUCUCGCAGAUGCUUCUGUCGCCGAGCAUCUUGCGCCUGGAGGUUUCCGCCGAACAUUCAUAAAGCAGAAGUACGGACGCUUCAAUCCUGCGGUCCUGCCAGUAACACGGAAUUUCGUCGAGUUUCUUUCCCUCUACGGCAGUUUCGCUGGCGAAGACCUCGAAGACUCGGAAGAUGAAUCGGCAAUUGACGAUCUCGAGGAGGAGGAAAGCCGACCACCAACUGAACGCAGACCGCUUCUUGGUCGCCGCCAAACCACGAGGAGGGAGAAGAAAGGAGACGCCGGCCGGACCAAGACAUUCUUCACCCUGUUGAAGGCCUUCAUUGGCACCGGAAUCAUGUUUCUGCCCAAGGCUUUCAACAACGGUGGAAUCUUGUUCUCUUCCAUGACUCUGCUGCUGGUGUCUGUCAUCACGACACUGGCGUUCCAUUUGUUAUUGCAAUGCCGACAAGUACAUGCCAAAAACGGAUAUGGCGAGCUCGGUGAGGCCAUCGGUGGUCGAAGGAUGAGAGACAUCAUUCUGGGCUCCGUCACCAUCUCACAACUCGGCUUCGUUUGCGCCGGCACUGUCUUUGUCGCCCAGAACCUGUAUUCUUUCCUCGACGCAGUGACCAAAGGCCAAAGCCCGUUGUCGACCAACAUCUUGAUCGCUUUGCAACUGCUUGCCCUGGUCCCACUGGCCUUCAUCCGGAACAUCUCCAAACUGGGUCCGGUCGCAUUAUUGGCGGAUGUGUUCAUUCUUAUAGGUCUCACCUAUAUCUACUACUACGACAUUGCCAGUCUCGCCGAUCAUGGACUGCACAAAACCGUCCAGCUUUUCAAUCCUGACCAGUACACCUUGACGAUUGGGUCUGCUAUCUUUACUUUCGAGGGCAUUGGCCUGAUCCUUCCUAUCCAGUCAUCAAUGAAGCAACCGGAAAAGUUCGAGCCACUCCUGUGGACGAUCAUGUUGAUCAUUACCAUUAUCUUCACCUCCGUAGGGGCACUGUGCUACGCCACCUUUGGAGCGACGACGAAGAUUGAAGUCAUCUCCAAUUUCCCGCAGGAAAACAAGCUCGUCAAUGCGGUGCAGCUUCUCUACGCACUUGCAGUGCUCGCCGGCACACCGGUUCAGUUGUUCCCGGCCUUGCGCAUCCUUGAGGGCAAGGUAUUUGGUCGGCGCUCAGGCAAAAGAAACACAUUCACGAAGUGGAAGAAAAACGGCUUCCGAACCGCCCUCGUCGUUCUGUGUGCACUGGUCUCAAUCUUCGGGGCCAACAAUCUGGACAGUUUCGUGGCCCUCAUUGGUUCCGUCUGCUGUGUACCUUUGGUCUACAUCUAUCCCCCAGUCUUGCAUUACCUGGGUGUUGCUCGGUCGAGGUGGGCAAAAGCUGCGGAUGCUGCAUUCGUGGUGUUGGGCGCAGUCUGCAUGGUGUAUACCACCAUCAUCACCCUCAGGAACAGCUUUUGA
This is a messenger RNA of Capronia epimyces CBS 606.96, 1707 nucleotides long. RefSeq lists its product as uncharacterized. The coding region runs from base 1 to 1707 and encodes 568 amino acids. The transcript has a single exon. NCBI's taxonomy places the organism in Eukaryota, Fungi, Ascomycota, Eurotiomycetes, Chaetothyriales, Herpotrichiellaceae. Gene Ontology annotation, biological process: amino acid transmembrane transport. Gene Ontology annotation, molecular function: amino acid transmembrane transporter activity. The record is from RefSeq and is a predicted model, not a curated record.